Molecule: messenger RNA, 4768 nt
Organism: Arvicanthis niloticus (Nile rat)
Lineage: Eukaryota; Metazoa; Chordata; Mammalia; Rodentia; Muridae
Gene: Stk38l
Product: serine/threonine kinase 38 like
Biological process (GO): protein phosphorylation
Molecular function (GO): ATP binding; protein serine/threonine kinase activity
Source: RefSeq, a predicted model, not a curated record
GCAGCCUGCGCACCGGGAGCGGAGCUGCCGACCCCUCGGGCGCGGCGCUCCGGGCCCACCUUCCCGUCUCCUCCGGACGCAGAGGGCACGGCUCGCCGGCACAAAGUUGCGGAUGCACAGCGACGACAAAGUGUGUCCUUAGCCGCUGCGUCCCUGUCACCGAUGCUACUUUUUCUGGUGCGGGGUCGCUCUUGGGUCCCGAAGUUUGGAGAAACGCUGUGAAGAGAUGCGAGUUCCAGUUACUAUGGCAAUGACAGCAGGGGCAACAACUACCUUUCCUAUGAGCAACCAUACCCGGGAAAGAGUAACUGUGGCCAAGCUCACACUGGAGAAUUUUUACAGCAACCUAAUUUUACAGCACGAAGAGAGAGAAACCAGGCAGAAGAAGUUAGAAGUGGCUAUGGAAGAAGAAGGAUUGGCAGAUGAGGAGAAAAAGUUACGUCGAUCGCAGCAUGCUCGUAAAGAAACAGAGUUCUUACGCCUCAAGAGGACCAGACUUGGCCUGGAUGACUUUGAGUCUCUGAAGGUUAUAGGAAGAGGAGCUUUUGGAGAGGUGCGGCUGGUCCAGAAGAAAGACACGGGGCACAUCUAUGCCAUGAAGAUCCUAAGGAAAGCUGACAUGCUUGAGAAAGAGCAGGUGGCUCAUAUCCGAGCAGAAAGAGACAUUUUGGUGGAAGCAGAUGGAGCCUGGGUGGUGAAGAUGUUCUACAGUUUUCAGGACAAGCGGAAUCUCUAUCUCAUCAUGGAAUUUCUUCCUGGAGGUGACAUGAUGACGUUGCUGAUGAAGAAGGACACCUUAACAGAAGAGGAGACACAGUUCUACAUCUCAGAGACUGUUUUGGCGAUAGAUGCAAUUCACCAGCUGGGCUUCAUCCACAGGGACAUCAAGCCAGACAACCUUUUACUGGAUGCCAAGGGACAUGUAAAAUUAUCUGAUUUUGGUUUGUGCACCGGGUUAAAGAAGGCUCACAGGACUGAAUUCUACAGAAACCUCACACACAACCCUCCAAGUGACUUCUCGUUUCAGAACAUGAACUCGAAGCGGAAAGCAGAGACAUGGAAGAAGAACAGGAGACAGUUGGCGUAUUCCACGGUUGGAACACCAGACUACAUUGCUCCAGAAGUAUUCAUGCAGACAGGCUACAACAAACUGUGUGACUGGUGGUCCUUGGGAGUAAUUAUGUAUGAGAUGCUGAUAGGUUUUCCACCUUUCUGUUCCGAGACACCUCAAGAAACGUACAGAAAAGUUAUGAGCUGGAAGGAGACGCUGGCAUUUCCUCCAGAAGUGCCUGUCUCUGAGAAAGCCAAGGACUUGAUUCUCAGAUUUUGUACUGAUUCUGAAAACAGAAUUGGGAAUGGUGGUGUGGAAGAGAUCAAAGGUCAUCCGUUCUUUGAGGGUGUAGACUGGGGGCACAUAAGGGAAAGACCAGCAGCUAUCCCUAUAGAAAUCCGGAGUAUAGAUGACACCUCAAACUUUGAUGACUUCCCUGAGUCUGAUAUCUUACAGCCAGUGCCGAAUACCACAGAGCCCGACUACAAAUCCAAAGACUGGGUUUUUCUCAACUACACCUACAAAAGGUUUGAAGGACUGACUCAGAGAGGCUCCAUUCCCACAUACAUGAAAGCUGGGAAAUUAUGAUGAUCACAGUCACCCGCAGCCAGAACCCAGGUAGCUGCAUCCCCAGGCUGGCUCGGCAUCAGCACCAGGCGCUCCGGGACGGUGCUGCUCUGCAGCCAGAGGCACAUUACAGCUUGGGAUCUGAGGCUGCUACGGCUAUGGGAAUGGCUCUGCUUUUUUUUUUUUUUUUUUGUAUUAACUUUAUUAUACAAAGGUACUGGAACAAAAGGAACGGACAUUCCCUCCUAACUGCACUGCCUACGUGCAUGUUGAGAGGUCCAUCCUGCCCAUGUGCUGCGCUUCAGAUUACAACACUAAUCCAGCCAGAACUGCAUAGCACUGACGGCACCGUGGCAGCCUGAGGUCGCUCUUGGUGUCCUGCUUCACUGCAGAGCCCGGGGGUCUAGAAUCAGUGAGAAGCCAUCUUCUGUAGCUGCUGUUAGAACAUUUGCCCCGUUGAUUUGGACAUUGUAGGCUAUACAUGAAGAGUUUCUGUACCAGCUCCAAGGAACUUAAGGACACUGACUUCAACAUUAGAAUUUCCUGUCAAGCUCUUAUGCAGACCCUGAGGUAGGGAAGAUAAGCUUCUGUCAGGGUGAGGACAUUUCUCUUCUUCACUCCAGCAUCCUCCAAGGCUGACUGCGCUGAGAGAGAGGGACAAUUGAUGUGCUCACAGGGAUGUACCUGAGUGAUUGUCAGCUACUCCAUUUUUAACAAGAGGGCGUAGUGUUGUUUUAAUUGGAGGAUGGUGAGCUGAGUUUCAGAAAUGACCAUGAAAGCUGCUUGUAGAACCUAGUGUGUUUUUAUUAAACUAUUUUUUUAAAUGUCAAACUUCUGAUCAAGUCAAUGGACACUGUGGAAAGCAGAGUGUGACUCACUGUGGCUUUCUGCAGAGGCGGUUCAUGUCUGCUGGCUACCCCUUGUUCCCUUGAUAGCACUAGUGCCAUUGUUUUCCAAUGAACCAAAGAUCCUGGGCAGUGGCUGUCGGGGGAGUGGAGCUCUGCUCUCCAGGGGUGCCACACUCUGCUCCUCUCCACGAGGCAGACCUUUGACAGAGGCCAGCCCUGAUCACUGUUAGCUCAUCACUGUGGUUAAAGCCCAUCAUGAAAUAAAGGAAGUGGAUGCAGGCUGGGAGGGAGUGACUGGGACUGGGCAGAAAAGUCAGCAUCAGAUUCUUGGGGUGUUUCCCUAGGGAUUACAUCAUCUUUUCUUGCCUGGCAUUUUGAUUCUGAAACAACUUUCUGAAGAGGUGUGGUUUUGUGAGUUGUAGUUGUAGUAACUUCUCAGGGAAGGAAUAGCUAAUGUUUAUCAUCUGUGAUGGGAGGCAGUGAGGCUUAUGGGAGGAAUGUCUCUCCUGAGGGGACUGAACAAUACCUUGUGACCCUUCUUUCAUCAAGGCCAUCAGCUCCUGAUGUAUUUUGGUGAGUCCUUUAAGGCCACCCAGUGUGUUCCCAUUUUGUUGCUGAGCCUGGCGAUCAAUACCACCUCUCGAGCUACUGGCUUAGCUGUAGCCUGAUGGAUCCUGUGCUGGAAUAUUUGGAGAAAGCACUGAAAAUGGUGGACGAGCCUCCCUGAUGACUUUAGCUGCCUUAAUAUCUGCAGGGUAUAUGGGCUUCUCCAGGUUGUCUGUCUCAAGAGUACUUCAGUAGCAGAGACCCCGGGCUAUAGGGAUUCUACCUUUUCUUUUAGAAUGGGACUUUUCUAGUGUGAGGGUGACUAGGUUGGAUAGGAGACUUUGCCACAUUCUAGUUGCCAUAACUAUCUAACUACCGUAGGGUGGCAGUGUUGUCAAGUCCUGGUAACUGGGGUAGGUUGAGAUGAGUGUAAAGAAGAAUCACUGAGCUUAGGUUUCCAUGAUGUAGGGACAGAGCACUCACUCCAUCUGAUUUCUGUUGUGGUUGUAAAAGCUGUGAGAGGCAGGUUUCCUGGUGGUGGAGAGGCAUUUUGGGAAGUUUGCUUUGCUGGUUGCGUCCUCCCUUGGUAUCAACAUGGCUAUCCAUUCUUCAGGAAUCUCUCACGGAAGUGUUCCCUAAGCUAGUGUAAAGGCCCCUAAAGACUGUGUCUGCCUGUUGAAGCAAAAAUAUGAGGCAUGCAGCAAAUUAUACAAAUAAUUUGCAGAGAUCCCUUGAGACUGACCUUUUUUUCAUUAUACAUUUCCCAUAUUUUAGGUGAGUAAUGUAAUUUAAGUGAUAAAACCCUAUCUUAAUUAACUGGGCAUAGUGACAUUUUCUCUUAAUCUCUAUUUUGAAUCAAGGAAGUUUUAUUAUAAAUAGUGGUUUGAGUUUUUCUAAGUAUAUGGAAAAUGUGUAUAAUAAUUCAGAUGUAUUGUUUUCCUGAUUGAAUAGAGACUUGUAUUUUUUCAUUAAAACCCUUGUGUUGAAGCUGUUUGUUAACAGAUAAAUCUACAGGUGUAUGAAAUCCUGGGCUAUCCAAAGUAAGGUGUGACCACUUAACCAUAGGUGGCUGGUCAGCUGUGUGAUGACGAUGCCAGCUAUGGGAUAUUAAAUACAUUCUUUGUUGCUAAGGCUUCAGAUAGGUCUCCUUUACUUCCAUAUCAGCUUAGCUCUUAAACACAUGCAUAGCUCUGGUCAAGCUAUACCUUUUCAAAUAUCCUGAAACAUACUUUGUUCUGGUGUCAAGAAUCUAAUCCACCAGUCAGUCUCUGCUGGCAAGAGAGAUCCACCCAUCUUUUGGCAGUCUACAAGUAAGUUACUUGAGGGUCAGAAAAGGGUCCUGGCACAUCCUCUCUUUGAAUUGUUAAAAGUUCAAAUUCGGAAAAUUCAAAGGCAACUGUAUUGCUAUGAUCAUGGUUAUUUCUCAUUUUUUUCCAAAAUUAUUUUCUCUGUAGAAGUGCACUUAUUUCUGAAAAAUCUUAAAGAAGCCAACACUUAAUAAAUACGAGACUUGAGACUACUAGAAAUAUUUAAGGUUUUUAUUACAAAAUGUGGGGAGAUAAAGGAAUAAAGUAAUAGAAGUGUAUUGUGGUUAUGGUUUUUUUUUUUUUUUUUUUUUUUUUUAAGCAAUAUAAUCCAGCAGUUGUCCAGAACCAACUGGCUUCUGAGCCCAUCCAGCGUUUUGAAGCCUGUUGGGCAGGGGCAUCGAGGGCCUGUUUACUCACAGCACAAUGAGAAUAAAGCCACAUUUACAAAA